AUGGACGGCUUUGAGCCCGCGGGAGGGGAUGCUGUGGAACCAAUAUCAGCUAUCGAAACGGGCUUCAUCUCUUCUGAUGCGCAGGCGUCUUCAACAACGCCAAUCUUUCAACUCGGCAGAGUUCAAUAUGCUUUCCCAGCUCCGCUAGCGCUUCUGACGGUACAAUCGAACGUCAUGACGAUGUGUCUCUACGCCUAUCCAACAGUGCCCACAACUCCACCGAUCAGCCCUCCUCGCUUAGUGCGCAUCAAUCUAGAUGAUCCGGAGCGAACAGAAGAGGCCGAGGUCCCGCUACCACCAGUGCCACGCAGCAAGGGCCCGCCGCAAAUGCUCGACCCGUCUGCGGUCGGCCCGCAUCGCAUGUACGCGGAUCCCAGCGGCAAGCAUCUCAUUCUGAGUAUGCGGAAUGGUGACAACUUCUACUGGACAUCAGGGUGGAAAAGGGCGCGGCUGCUGUCGAAGCUGAAGGGCAUGAUCGUUGAGAGUGUCGCAUGGAAUCGGUUUUCGGCGUACACAACAGGGAGUGUUGCCAACUUCGAUGCGAAUGGGCGAAAGGGGCAGAGUGCAGGUACAAUCAGCACACAAGAGAUUCUGCUAGGCACGCGGAAUGGCGAGAUCUGGGAGACGGUCAUCACGGCUCCAGCAGGCAUCGACAGCGAGGAGGGAGACUUUCUUGACCGGCUCGCGCGACGGACAGCGGGCGCCGCAAAAGGGCUUGCCGACGUCGACAAAGUGUUGCGCCAUGUUUUCACCUUGCCAGAGCGACAGGCGAUCACUGGGCUGCACGCCGAACCCUUUCUCUCGAGCCUCUCUGGUGCAGGCACGCACGAGAAGCGCAAGGCGGUCGUCAUUGCGACCACGAGCACGCGCAUCUAUGAGUUCGUUGGAAGACUUGGUGGACGGUCAGGUGAUGAAAGUACAGGGCAAGCAGAUUCGUUAGGAAUAUACGAGAGGAUCUUUGGGCCGUAUCGGACUGGGCAGGCCAGCGUCAACCUCAAGUCCGAACUGCCAGGCGAAAUGCUCUACUCGGAGCUGCACUUUUGGUCGCCAGGCUACCGGAAACCAUCCAAGACGCUAGCCUGGCUGACAGGUCCAGGCGUGUACCAUGGCCUUCUUAACUUUAGCGACCAGCAGCCUGGAGACAGCGUGAUCGACAGCGCAAACUUGCUACCGUAUCCUGCCGUAGCCUUGGAUGAUACAAACGACAGCGAACCGAUCGCGGAGAUCCCGCUCAGCAUCGCACUCACGCAAUUCCACUUUUUGCUGCUCUACCGCGACCGCAUAAUGGGUAUCAGCUCACUCGACGAUCAGCUCGUGUAUGAGGAAGGCCUGCGGCUCAAACCCGGUGAGCGCGUCAUCGGCACGGCGUUCGAUACCAGCCGACACACGUGCUGGGUGUACACGGACAGUAGCAUCUUUGAACUCAUCAUCAAAGACGAGGAUCGUGACGUCUGGAAGACGCAUUUGCAGCGUGGCGCAUACGAGACGGCGCUGACAUUUGCCAAGGCCGGUGUGCAGCGGCAGGUGGUGCUCGCAUCGCAAGGCGAUCGCUUCUUCAGUGAUGGGAAAUACAUCCAGUCGGCGCAGUGCUAUGCACAGACACUGACGCGCACAUUCGAGGAGAUUGUCCUAAAGUUCAUCGAUGCGAAUGAGCGGGAUGCUCUGAGAUACUACCUCAUCUCGCGACUCGAGCGGACACCUAAGUCAGAGGAGACACAGCGGAUGAUGCUCGCAACAUGGCUUGCGGAGAUUUACCUCAGCCGAAUCAAUCAGCUGGAGGACAUUGCUGCUGCACAGGCAGCAAGCGAAGACGUAGAGAACUACAAGCUGGAGAAGUCCAUGUUGGAGGAUGAGCUGAGGCAAUUCCUCGCCACUUACCGGGGCAACCUCGACCAGCGGACCAUGUUCAGGCUCAUCUCUCAGCAUGGCCGGUCCGACAUUCUGCUGCACUUUGCCGAUGUUGUUGGCGAGCACGAGCUCGUCAUCCGGCACUGGAUCGCAAAAGAGGAGUGGGUGGAGGCGACGAAGGCGCUCAGCCGGCAGAGUGAUCCGAUGCUCUACUACAAGAACGCUGGCAUCCUCAUGCAGAAAGCGCCGAAGGAAACCGUGGACGCAUGGAUCAAGGAGGAUCGGCUGCAGCCUCGGCGUUUGAUGCCUGCGAUCCUGCAGCACAGGCAGGUUGAGGGGCAAGCAAACGAAGGGACGCGCUACCUGCUGCACGUUGUGCACAAGCUCGGUAAUACGGACUCUGCGAUUCACAACCUGCUCAUCUCUCUACUCGCGCGCGAGAGCCCGGAGCAACUGCUGCGCUUCAUCGAGACGAGUAGGGACAACCCGCUGCUGGCUCAGCCAUGCUACGAUCUGGACUUUGCCCUGCGGACAUGCCUCGCGAACGGACGGCGGGAGGCUUGCGUCCGGAUCUACACCAAGAUGGGCCUCUUUGCCGACGCAGUCGACCUUGCGCUCAGCGGCGACGAGCCAGACCUCGAGUCGGCGUGCCGCGCUGCAGAGCUGGCCGAGGGCGAUGAUCUGCAGCGCAAGAAGAUCUGGCUCAAGGUGGCCAAGUAUGUCGUGGAGACCAAGAAGGACAUAAAGGCCGCCAUGGUGUUCAUCGAACGCAGUGAGCUGCUCUCGAUCGAGGACAUCCUGCCGUUCUUCCCAGACUUUGUGGUCAUUGACGAUUUCAAGAACGAGAUCUGUUCCGCGCUCGAGUCGUACGCGACGCGAAUCGAGAACAUGAAGGCGGAGAUGGACGAGGCGAGCCAGAGCGCGCAGGCUAUCCGAGAGGACAUCGACAAACUCGGCUCGCGCUUCGUCACGGUCGAGCCGACCGAGAAGUGCAGCAUCUGCGAUGAGUGGCUGCUCGAGCGGCAGUUUUAUGUCUUUCCCUGUCGACACACGUUCCAUGCGGACUGUUUGAUCGCGGAGACUACCGCGCAUCUACCACGCCGAACUCUACGCCGCAUCCUCUAUCUACAGGAGCAACUCUCGUUCAUGACCGAUGGCCUCAUCCCAGCGCUGCCGCCGUCGUAUGCGUCGGUCGUGCGCGAAUCGCAUGCGGCUGCAUCGGGCGGUGGCGGUCCGAUCAACGACUCUACUGUGGCAUCACGCAAGUCGGCCGGUAUGGGCAUAGGCAUGGGCAUGAGCAUGAGCAUGGGCAUGAGCAUGAGCAUGGGUAUGGGCAUGGGCAUGGGUACGGGCUUUGACAAGCUGCGCGAGAUCAUCCUCCCGGACGCGGUCAUUCAUGCCAUCAGCCAAGGCGUCAGCGUCGGUGUUGCCGGUGGGCGGCGGGUGCUUGCGCCACUCGACCCCUUCGCGGAGCCUACCACCACCGGCAUGGGCAGUCUACGCAUUCCUGCAUUCAGGCUGGGCGCAGGCGGCUCUGGCGCUGCUGCUACGGCGGCGGCUAUGGGGGAUAGCCAGCUUGGUAGCGCCAGCGGCAGGAGUACUGCUGGUGGCACUACCGGGCUAACGAUCGAGGACGAGGAGAAAAUCGAGGCGCUUCGGGACGAGCUGGACAGUCUUGUGGCGAACAGCUGUGCGCUUUGCGAGGGCUCAUUGUCGAUGCUGGCGCGCCCGUUUGUCAGUGACAAGGAGAAAGGGAGGGAUGAGUGGGCCCUGUGA
Tilletiaria anomala UBC 951 is the source of this 3624-nucleotide messenger RNA. RefSeq lists its product as uncharacterized. The transcript has 4 exons. Gene Ontology annotation, cellular component: HOPS complex; endosome. Lineage: Eukaryota; Fungi; Basidiomycota; Exobasidiomycetes; Georgefischeriales; Tilletiariaceae. Gene Ontology annotation, molecular function: protein-macromolecule adaptor activity. The coding region runs from base 1 to 3624 and encodes 1207 amino acids. Gene Ontology annotation, biological process: vesicle-mediated transport; intracellular protein transport; organelle fusion. The record is from RefSeq and is a predicted model, not a curated record.